This is a messenger RNA of Rotaria sp. Silwood1, 14022 nucleotides long. NCBI's taxonomy places the organism in Eukaryota, Metazoa, Rotifera, Eurotatoria, Philodinida, Philodinidae. The record is from the annotation of a GenBank genome assembly.
AUGUCGAAAGAAACUAACAGCGGUAAUGAUAUUAAUCAACAGAUCAUCAAUCCAAAGCUUACAUCUCAAACAAUAUACUUCUAUAUUUUACGCAAUACAACAGUAGAUGAAAAAUUUAAAAUUAAAGCUUAUUUUAACAAUGAUAUUAAAUAUACGUUUAAUCGAGCAGAAGUAUUCGAUGAAAAGAAAAAUAAUAGUCCUUAUAUUUAUUGUUUUGAAUUGGAUUUAAUUAUUGAUGAACAAGAUCAUUUAUAUAUCCAUUAUCAAAAUGAUUUAUUACCAAUUGAGAAUUAUCGAUUACGUCUAUCACGUAAAAUUCCUCAAACUGACAGAACAUUUCGUGAUUACAACGACGAUACAUUUCGAUCUAUCGAUAAUCCUCGUUCUACUAAACAUUAUUUUCUAUUCAAUGUUAAUUUUGCUAAAAAUUUUGUUGAUAGUCCUCCCGGUGAAAAUGUUCCUUUUUGGAGUCAAUUAUGUUUAUAUACAUAUUAUAUUCUUCAUCAUCAAAUGUUUGAUCAUUUUAAUGCGUUAAUCGAUCAAUUUCAAAAAGUUGUUCAAGAAACUAAUCGUUCAUUAAUACGUGAAGAAUUUAAUGAUUUUUUUCAAAGUUGUAUAACUCAUUUAUCUUAUGCAAUACCUCCUUCAACAAAUCAACAUAUUGCUGAAAAAAUUAUUAUUCGUAUGACAGGACUUUUACCAAUAACAAAAGUAAAUUUUGAUUUAAGCAGUCAUUUUGUUGUAAAUUUUACAUUAGCAUUAAUUGAUGAUAUAAAAGAACAUUAUGAUAAUCUAUUUGCAACAGUUUCACUAAGUGAUUGGCCUUUAUUUCGUGAUGGUCUAACACUAUAUCUCGCAAUUGAAUUACUAUCUAAACCAAAAGAUACUAUAGAAUUAGUUCAUCAAAUGAAAAAUGAACAAUAUAAAAAAGAUCUAGCUAAUAUAUUAUUAAAACGACUUGAAUCAUUAGGAAGACCAGUUUUAGGUUUAAAUUGGACAAGUAUAUUUACAACUGUUGAUUCAAAUAUUCUUACAUUGAAACAACUUGAAUUAACACGAUCAAUAAAAACAUAUGUAACGUCAUUAGUACAAAUUGUUGGAAUGAAUAUUAGUGAAAUGGAACUUAGUGAUAAAAUAAUUCGUCAUUUCGAUCGUCUUAUAUAUGAAGAUUGUUUACCUGUUGAUCUUGAAAGUAUCAUAUUUUUAAUUAAGUUUUUACAAAUGGAAUCCUUAGAAACUGAAGAAACAUCAAAAAAUAUUUUAAAAACUGUUAAUACAGCUAUUGAAUCAAGUAUACAAUUACGUACAAAAGUCAAACAAUAUUUAUAUGCAUUAAAAAUAACAAAUGAACAAUUUAAAGAUAUUCGUUUUAUUAUUUCAUCUAUAGAAACAUCAUUUAUUUUAUUUUUAGUUAAUAAAAGAACUUUAUUAAUUCAUUUAAUGAAUCAUGCAAAUGCAUCAUAUUCAUAUGAAUUUUUUAAACAAUGGUUUUGUUCAUUUUUAUUAUUUAAUGAUGAAAUCAAUGAUCGUAAUAACAAAACUUAUCAAGAUUUACUUGAAGAUUGGUCUAAUAAAAUUUGUAAAUCUUAUGAAAUAAUGAUAACAAUAAUGAUGGAUAUUGAUCAUUUAAUUAAUGCAUUUGAAAAUGAACAAUAUCAAUUAAUUUUUAUUCAUCAUAUGGUGAAUUUGUGUUUUCAACAAGAAUCUAUUUAUCAUAUUAUAUCUGAUGGAUUAUUAAAUCUCAAUAAUGAAUUAUUUAUUGAUCAAUUUGAAAAGACGUUUGCAUCAACCCAAUUAAAUAUAUCUCAAGAUAAAUUAAAACAAUUAUCUAAUCGUGAAAAUCCAUUAUAUCAUUUAAUUAAUAUUGAUAAACAAAUUCAAGGUAAAAGUAAAUUAAUUAAUGAUUUAAUUCAACUUACAGCAAAUAAAAUUCAAUUUAAUGUCGAUGAAAUUUUACGAGAUACAUUUGAAAGACCAACUCGUACAACAUGUAUCUAUGCAAUUUUAUUUGAAGAUUGUUUUAAAAGUUCAAAAUUACGACAAAUAAUAAUUGAUCAAUUACUUGCAUUAUGGAAUACAUGGGAAGAAAAAGGUUUUCGUGCAAGUCAAAUAUUAGGAUGGAAAAAAUUUUCUAAUGAAGAACGUCAAAUUGUUUAUCGUAUUUGGAAUUAUAUUGGUGAAACAGCGAAAAAACAAUAUCAAAUAGAUGCAUUAAUUGAUAGACAACGACGUGAAAUGGAUGAAAAAAUUCAAAUAAAAGAAAGAAUUACAAAAUGUUUAGACACUUAUUGUCAAAAUGCUUUUGAUAAACAAUUAUAUCUUGAACUUCUAUCGGAAAUGGAAACAAAAUUACAGUCUGACAUAGUUCGUUCAAUAACAAUUCCAAAUCAAAUUAAAUUAUUUUUACCACUUGUUGAUCGUCUUAAUUCAUUAGAAAAAUUAAAUGCUUGGGAAACAUUUUUAGCUCAAACUCGAAAACGUAGUCAAAAUAAUUCACCUACAACUACAGAUAUACAUCCAUCUGAUAUUAUUGAUGGUGAAUCAUUGUUAUCUGAUAAUAAACGUACAACAGAAGCAGAUUCAUCAUUACAUACUUCUCAUAGUUCUAUAAGUACUUCAAUAUUAACUGACUCAAAUGAAGAUAUACCAUUGGAUCAACGGUCAUGUGUUGAAAUAUUAACUGAAUAUAUCGAAAUUCUUGAUAUGUUUAUUGAUCGUUUAAAAACAAUUUGUUCUGAAUGGAGACUUUUACCUAUAUCUGAAAUACUUAAUUUAUUUCCUGAUAUUCAAUAUGUAGAUCAUGAUUUUGAAAUUCUUAAGCCAUUAUUAAGAUCUGAUGCUACAGAAAAGAUUAAAUCAAUAUUAGAUUAUUGGAAAAAUCGUGAUAAUAUUAAUCAUAUAUGUCAUGGUUAUAUUAAUCUAAUAAGUAAUAUAGAAAAAUCUUCUGAUAAGAAUUGUGAAUUAUUUAAAAAAAUUACUGAAAUUAAUUAUCAAACACAAGGUUUACAAUGUUUUAUGCGUUAUAAACAUUUUUCAAGAGAAUUUCUUCAACAUCAUUCCAAAGAAUUCCUUGAUCUUAUUGCUCAAUAUAGUUUAUCAAAUGAAUUAAUUACAUUUUUAAAUCUUCUUGCAUCAAGUGAUGUUGACAAUUUACUUCAAGCUGUUAAUGAUUGGGAUGAAACAUUAAUAAAUACCAAAACAGUAUUAGAUUUUGUAAUGCUUAAAAGAUUUUUUGUUCGAUUUAAUAAUGAAAUAAGUUUAAUAAGAAACAAUACAUCUGUAUUUAAUAUUGAACAAAUUGAAAUAGCUUUUCAAAGAGCAUUUGAUGACGAACAAUUUAAAAAUAUAUUUAAUUGUUUUCAAGCAUGUUCAGCAUCAUUAACAAGCAUUAAACGUAUACAUUUAGAAUUAACUGAUAAAGAAUUAUCAAAACGAAAACGUAUAUCUGAUUUAAUGCAAAAUAUAAAAUUUGGUUUUAUUGAAGAAAACAAUAAAUUUGAUAUUAACGUAGAACCUCAAUCAAUGUGUUUUAAUGAUUUAAGUGAAUUACGUGAUCGAGCAAGACUAAUUGAAUAUUCAACAAAUAAUAAUAAUAAAUUUUCAAUUGAUUCUCAACAUGAUGUAAAAGAACUUCAUUCAUUUGUAACAUUUGUUGAAAUAGUUGAGAAAAUUUUAAAAAACUUUUCAUUAUUAAAUAUAGCUGGUCAUCCAUCUAUAAUUAAUUAUCUUUUACCAAAAAAAUCAUUUACAUGCAUUAAUACUGAUUAUCAAGAAUUAGUUGAAUUUAGUUUAAUGCUUGAUGAUCUUCUUUCUGAUUGGGAUAUAUAUCUAUGUAAAAUGUAUGAAAAACAUAUUGAUUUAACUUAUUUUUCAUAUCAACAAAUUUGGAUUAUUGAAGAUUAUUUAUAUAAUCAAAUACAACAUUCAAAAACAAAUCAUGCUGGUUAUCAUUUAUUACAAUAUAUUGGUAUAGAACCAGAAACAAUUCAUGCUGAAUAUUUACCAAUAAAAUCUGAAAAUCCAACUGAACGUUUAGAAAAUAUUGGAAAAAUUUUAACAGCACAACGAAUAAAUUCAAAUUUAAUAAUUAAACAAGAAAAUCGUAUUAUUAAAAAAGUUUAUUUAGUUGAAACAUCUGAUGAAGGUAUUUUACGAGCAAUACUUUCAUUAUUUAAAAAUCUUUAUACAUCAAUGGCUGUUAAUCAUUUAUUUUAUUGUACAGAAGAAACUAGUUGGACAGAAAUUCGUGCAUUUACUUAUCGUUGUUUUUAUUCUCAAACAUUACAUCAAUUAAUUCGACCUGAAUUAUUAUCAACAUCAAUUCAAGAUUAUUUCACACGUUUAUUAAGACAAUUAAUUGAACAUCAUCCAGAACAUUAUUUUCGUCUUGCAAUUAUAACAAAUGUAUCAACGACACAUUUACAAUUAAUAAAUGGUUUAAGAACACUUCAAAUUGUUCAUACUGUUCAUGAUCAAGAUAUGUUAAAUAAAAAUGAUUUAAAAGAAAUUAUUAAAGAACUUAUUGAUGAAAAUUGUACAUUAGUUACAUCAAGAAUAAAUGGUUUAGGAAAAACUUAUUUAAUAAGAAAUGAAAUUGAAAAAAAACAGAAAAUUUGUAUUAAAUUUCCUAUUAGUGGAGAUAUGGAUGUUGAUGUUAUUGCAGAACGUUUACGUGAUUAUGGAAAUGAAUUAACGUCAUCAAAAUCCGCUUUACAUAUUGAUAUUGGAGUUGUUAAUAAUACAAAACAACUUAAUGAACUUCUUUAUUGUCUUUUACUUUUUCGAAGUUUUCGUCUAAAACAUGUAGCUGUUCAUGUACCUAUUGAUGUACCAAUUUAUAUUGAACUUGAUUCAUCUCCUUAUUCAACGAAUUUACAAGAUAAAAUUGUUCUAUUUAAAUUUAUGAAUUCAAAAUAUAUUGAUCAUAUAGACUGGAAGGAUUUUGUAAUCGAUCACUCAUCGACUAUUCAAUUAGUUGUUAAUUAUCUUCAAGCAAUAAAAGAUAAAACAAUUCUAAAAAGUAAUAUAACUGAAGAAACAUUAACUAAUAUCGAUCGAUCUACUUGUAUUAAUCUAUUAAAAGAAACAUUCUUACAAAAGAAAAAUCCAGAAUUUGUAACUUGGACACAAUUAUCAAUAUUUAUAUCUGUUUAUUAUAGUUUAUUUUCUGGUUUUUCACGUUGUGGUUUUUUUCUUAUUGAUGCUAUACCAAAUCCACAAUUACGUUUAGAUAUUCUUCAAACUUUACUACAAUCAUCAAAUCAAUUUACUUCAUUAUGUGUUGAAAAUGUACGAAAAAAUCAACGAUCUGUUAAUACAAAUGAAGCUAUUAUUCCAUUUAGUGAAGCUAUUGUUCGUUGGGAUAAAACUCAACCAUUUACAGUAGUUUUUUCGGCAGCAGAUAAUCCAAUAUUUGUUUAUAAAAAUCCAACUGAUGUUCCAUCAUCACUUGUUGAAGCAUUUCAAUUAUAUCAUGAAAUAACAACAGGAGAAAAGGAUCAACAAUUAAAUAAUUUUUUUCCUGAUUAUAGUAAAUUUACACAUAAAGAUUUUUUUCUAAAACUUGCUUCAUUAUCAAAAAAAUAUUUUAUUAAAUCAAUAUGUAUUAAUUGUUACAGACAAUAUGAUUAUAAUCAAACACAAUGUAUUGAAUGUGAAACACAUGGACUUUUAGUGCGUCCGAUUUCUUCGAAAACUGCAGAUAUUGAAAGUUUUCAAGAAUUUAUUGCUAAAAAGCUUCAACUAGAAUAUGUUUUAACACCAGAUAAUUAUAUUAAAAUGUUAUUAAUUUAUUUACGUGUAGAAAGUGGUCUUCCUGUAUUAAUUAUGGGUGAAACAGGUUGUGGAAAAACUGCCUUAAUACAAUUUUUAUGUAAAAAAAUUCUUGAUGAUGAAAUGGAAAUAUUUCGUAUUCAUGCUGGUGUUACAAGUGAACAAAUAAUAGAUAUGAUUCAUAAAUUUUCUCGACGAGCACAUGAAUGUCUUCUACAAAAUAAACGUUUAUGGGUUUUUCUUGAUGAAUUUAAUACUACAUCAAGUAUUGGUUUAAUUAAAGAAAUAACUUGUGAACGAACACUUCUUGGUGAACCAUUACCAGAUAAUAUGGUUUUAUUAGGUGCUUGUAAUCCUCAACGACGUAAAAAAAAUAAUAAAAUUUUUGAUAAUCAUAUUGGUAUCAAAAAAGAUCUUUAUGAAAUGCAACGUUUACAACAAGCUUCAGGUAUUUCACUAUUAUAUACAGUUGUACCAAUACCAGAAACUAUGCUUGAAUAUGUUUGGGAUUAUGGUUAUCUUGAUGAUGCUAUAGAAAAUAAAUAUAUUCGAACAAUGUUAUAUACAUGUGAAAAAUUAGACGAAAAUACUGAAUGGUUCAAUCUUAUUGUAAUAAUGCUUUCGAAAUCACAAAAAUUUUUUCGUGAUCAUGAAGAUGUUAGUAGUGUAUCAUUACGUGAUGUCGCACGUUUUUGUCGUCUUUAUAAUUGGUGUCGAAAAUCAAUCAUUGAACGUGAAGGUGCUGAAAAAUUUCUUAAUAAUGCAUCUGUUCUUAUUCGACGUUCAAGUUUAAUAGCUCUUCUACUUUGUUAUUAUUUUCGUCUUAAUUCACCAAUCGAUCGAAAAAAUUAUACGAAUCUAAUGGAAGAAAAUCUUCGAUCUCAUUUAACUAAUGUAUCAAAAGUUGAAAAUUUUUUAGUUAAAUUUCUUGAAAUUGAACAACAAAAAUUAAUUGAACGAAUGAAUUUACCAGUAGGUACAGCAAAAAAUCAUGCACUUAUGGAUAAUAUAUUUGUUCUUCUUGUUUGUAUUGUUAAUCGUAUACCUGUUAUUAUAUGUGGUAAACCAGGUUGUAGUAAAACAUCAGCUGUACAAAUUGUUAUAAGUAAUUUAAAAGGAAAAAAAUCAUCGGAUGAAUAUUUUCAAAAAUUACCAGAAUUAAUUACGGUUUCAUAUCAAGGUUCACAAAAUUGUACAUCAGAAAGUAUUAUAAAAGUCUUUCAACGUGCUGAUAAAUAUUUAGAUGUUAAAAGAGAUGCAGACAUUUUACCAGUGAUUGUUUUUGAUGAAAUUGGUUUAGCAGAAUUAUCACCACAUAAUCCAUUAAAAGUUUUACAUAGUAAACUUGAAGUUGAAACAUGUCAAUAUGGUUUUGUUGGUCUAUCAAAUUGGCGUCUUGAUGCAUCAAAAAUGAAUCGUACACUUUAUUUAUCAUGUCCUGAUCCUGAUGUAGCAGAUUUAAAAUUAACAGCUAAAAUUAUAUCAAAUUCCAUGAUUCCAUCUGAAGGUCAAAUAUUUCGAAUAGAUCCAUCAAUUAUAGCAACAUUAGCAACUUCAUAUUAUCAAUUAUAUGAAUUUUUAAAACUUCAAGAACAACAAAAAUAUGCAAAUUAUUUUGGUUUAAGAGAUUUUUAUUCAUUAAUAAAAGGUGUUGUUAAUGAUUUAAUUAAAACAGAAAAUAAUGAUGAACGAUAUAAAUGUAUUCGUCAACAAUUAAUUAUUAAUUUUGAUGGUAUUCUUGAUGGUUCACAAUUUAUGUGGAAUCGUUUUUGUGAACAAAUACAAAGUGAACAUUUAAUUGAACAAUAUAAAUCUCCUACAUUUAAAGAAUUACUUGAUUUAAGAUUAACAUCACGUCAAGGACGUUAUUUAAUGUUAAUUGCUGAAAAUGAAAGUGUUAUUGAUUAUGUUGAAAGAUAUAUUAUUGUUAAACAUCAACCACCACCUGUACGAACAUUAAUUGGUAGUUGUUUUUCAGGUGAUUUAAUAUCUGGUACAACUUAUACUGAACAAUAUAAUUAUCGUGUACUUAUGGAUAUAAUACUUUAUGCUGAAACAAAUGUUACAUUAAUUAUGCGUCGUAUGGGACAUUUAUAUGAUAAUUUAUAUGAUUUAUUUAAUCAAAAUUUUGCAAUAUCAGGAAAGAAAAAAUAUUGUCGAAUUGCACUUGGUGCUUUAUAUCAUCCACGUUGUCUUGUUAAUGAUGAUUUUUAUUGUGUUGUUUUUGUACGAAAAGAAGAUUUAGCAAAAUGUGAUCCACCAUUUCUUAAUCGUUUUGAAAAACAUAUUAUCGAUAUGAAAUCAUUGGUUCAUCAACGUCAUUCGUUAAUUACAGACAAUUUACUUACUGAACUUAUUGCUUUACUUCCAAGAAAUAUUAACAAAUAUUUUCCACUUUUACAACAUUUAUUUGUUGAUUAUAGUAAUGACUAUAUAUGUAAUUUAGUCAUUGAUGCAUUUGAUAAUUUAAAAAUUUCAGUUGAUGAUGAUAAUAAUACAGUUGACGUUAUUAAUUAUUGUAAAAAUAAAUUAAUUGGAACUAGUUCAUUUGAUUUACUAUUAAUACUUGCAUUACAAUCUAAUCAAUGUCAUCCUCUUAUAGAUCAAUAUUAUGAUAUACAUACAAAUUUAUCAUUUCAAACAAUUAUUAAACAAACAUUAAACGAAAAAGUCUUACCUAAUCAAGUUAUUUAUACAUAUACACAAAUUUAUCAUAUAAUUGAUUAUAAUACUGAUGAAAUUGAAGAAGUUAAAUUAAGUAUGUUUAAAAGUGAACUUGAAUUAACAAAUAAAAUAAAACAACAUUAUCAAACAAAAGAUAAUUAUCGUUUAUUAAUUAUUCGUGUUGAUUAUCAUCAAGAACAUGAACAUAUUUUAUUAUUAAAACAUAUUUUACUUAAUUCAAAAAUUCCAUCAACAAAUCGAAGUGUUUGGUUAAUAUUUCAUCUUCAACGUAAUAUGCUUAAUCAAACAACAAAUGAAGUUUUAUUUAAUGGUUGGUCAACAAUAAUGAUCAAUGAUUUAAAUGAACAUAAAUUAAUACCAAAAAACAUUUUACUUGAUCCAUCAUAUCUUAAUUUAGUUACUCAUCCAAAUUUUGUCUUAUCUGAAUCUAUGUUUGAUGAAAUAAUGGAUCGAUGUUUAACAAAAUUUCGUUAUACAGUUUCACAAAAAGAUCUCAUAACACAAAUAAAUAUUCGACGUAAUCAAAUUACUGAAUAUUUAACUAUAACUGUUAAAUCUCAAUCAUUACGUUUAAUAAUUCAAGAAAAUUUAUUAAAUCUAGUUAAAAAUAUAAAACUUAAUCGAUUUUUUGAUUGGCGUCAAGAUUUAUUAACAAAUGGUAUAUUAAUUGGAACAUGUCGUUCAUUUAAUGAUGCAUUACAAUCAACUAUUUCAAUAUAUUAUGAAAAUUAUCUUUUAUUAUUAUUUUAUCAUUUUGAAAAAUAUUCAUUAAUUGAUUCAUUUUUAUUUAUGAGUAAAAAUAAUAAUAAUGAUUUAUUAAAUAAAAUUUGGUUUGAUUGUUUAAUAUCAACAAUGAAAAAUAUUGAUAUAACAAUAAUGAAUGUUGAUGUUAUUGAAAUGCCAUUAAUAUUUAAUUUAUAUUUACCAUGUGCAAUUAUUGAAUAUGAUAUUAUUCGUUCAAUACGUGAAAUAAUUAUACAACGUCGUGAUGAUAAUAUUAAUGAUGAAGAUUUAAUGAAUAUUGCUAUUAAACAAUUACGUACAAAGAGUGUAUAUAAUGCAAAUAUUGAUAUUAUUUUUAAUGAUAAUGAUUUAUUUCGAUAUUAUUAUAGUGAUCAAUUAAUACUUGCACAAGAUGAAGCAAAAAUUUAUCAAUUAUCUUCAUUAUUUAUUAAAUGUUUACUUAUGACAAAUCAAACAAGAUCUAUUAUUGAUCGAUUAAAACAUUUACUUAUUGAUUAUAAUGAAUUAUUUGAAAUUUUAAGAUUAUUUGAAAUAAGUAAAAAAUUAAUUGAUGAAAAUGAUUUUAUCAAUGAAAUAUUUAAUCGACAAUUAAUUACUUUAGAUGAAACAGAUAUAAAAAUAAGUAAAAAUGAAAGUUUAUUUUAUAAUCUUAUUUUAACAGAUGAACAUUUUUGUUUAAUUUCACCAAAAUCUGAAAUAUCUAAUGAACAUAUAUUUCAAUGUGAAGGUGAUCCAUUUAUUGAAGUUAGUUUAAUGAAUUUAAUUGAACUUCUUAUUUCUCCAUCUAUUAUUGAUCGUGUUGAUAAUAUUGAACAAUUAACAACAACAUAUAGUCUUGUUGCUCAAGGUAUACUUGGUUUAACACAUUAUUCAGUAAAUAAUCUUGAAAAAUUACGUUCAUUUAUUAGUCUUAUUCGAUGUAUAACAACUUUAAUAUCAAGUAAUAAAGCAUUAGAUGUUUUUAAACAAGCAUGUCGUUAUGGUGGUUUUGAUGCAACAUUUAAAACAUGUGAUGAUAUACAUAGAUUUAUUGAGCUUUUACAACGAAUUAUUAGUACAAAUGAACCAAAUAUCAAUGAAACAGUUGUACAACGAACAUUACUUAAACUUGAAAGUGAAUUUUUAAAAAAUUGGCUUGUUGAUCAUACUGAUGAAUAUUUAGAUAUAAUUACAUUAAUGAGUAAAUCUAAUAAUAAUCUUUGGCAAUAUUCAGCAAAAAUUUUUACUUAUAUUGAUCGAAAACUUCAAUUAUUACUCAUGAUUCAAGAUUUUAAUGGACAAUUACCAUCGAUUGAAAAUUUUGAAAAAUUUGAUGAAGAUUUAUGUGAACUAAUUAAUAAAUAUCAACAAUUCGAUGAACAUUUACAAAAAUUAAAUGAUGUAUCACGAAAAAUUGAACAUAUUAUGAUAACUCGUAUUCAUAUGCAUCUUAUAUUAAGUGUUAAUAAUAAAGAAACUAUAGAAAAUAUACUUCAAGAACAUUUUAAUCAAUUUGAAGAAAAUAUACAAAUAAUACAAAAUAGAAAAAAACAUUAUGGUUUAACAUUAAUUAGUUUAAUUUCUUGGUUAAAAUAUUAUGCACAACUAUAUGCUUUUGUUCUUGUUAAUGAUAGUCAUCAUGCCAUAUUAGAAGAUAUUGAUAAAUUACUAACACGUGAUGAUUUUCUAUUUUGUUCAACUAUUAAAUUAUUUAUUAUAAAACAAUUAUGUCAAAUGUCAAGUAUUACACUUGAUGAUUUACGUGAUAUUAUAGUUAAUCGAAAUGUUACAUGGAUUCGACCAAUGAUUACUUUACCAACUGGUCAAAAAACAAAAGAAAUUCGACGUAUUCUUACUUUACCAACACCUUUAUUUGAAUGUUAUGAUGAAUUUCUUCGAGUUGAUCGUAUUCUAACACAUACUACGAAUAUUAAUGAAAUACGACAAUUAAUUAAUCAAUGUCAAACAAAACAAGAAACAUUCUAUUGUUUUAUUAUUUGGUUUAUUCAUUAUUAUGCACGUUUUUAUAUAAAUGAUGAUAUAUCAUUAAAAAAUAAUUAUUAUCAACAAUUAAUUGAAAAAGAUCUUAGUAAAGAUAUAAUUGAAUGUUUUGAUCUUCUUGGUUACAAAUUACUUGUUUUCUUAUGUACAAAUUUUAAUAAUUCAACUUAUUUUUGUUUAAAUUCAAAAAUGACAAUUGAUGAACUUCAUCAACGUUUAAUUGCAUUAAAUAUUAUUGCAUUAUUAUUAUCAUUUAAAACUUUACGAUAUACAUCUUAUUUAAGUAGUCUUCUAUUUGAUGGAAAUCUUAAAAUGCCACAAAAUUAUUCAACUCAUCUACAAACAUCAGUUUGUUUACCUGGUCUUAUAUCAAGUAAUCCAAUUAUUACACAAAUGAUUGAUGUACGUACAACUGUUAAAGAACGUUUAGAUCGAGGUCAAAUAUAUGAACAAGGAAAAUUUGUUUUUCAAUGUUCAAAAGAUUGUUUUUAUAUGUUUUAUUUUUUUAAUUGUGGUAUACCUGUUGAUCGUAGUAAAUGUCCAUUAUGUAAUAAAGAUAUUGGUGCAGCACAAUAUGGUGUUCUUAUUGAACGUAAUCCACCACAAAUUCGAAUGACUAUUGAUGAAGGUUUUCAAUUUAUUAAUAAUUAUAUUGAACAAUAUAAUAAAAAACCAAGAUAUGGUUAUCAUAAUCAAACACCAGCUAAACAUAGUAAUCAACAUGAAAAAUCUGAUCAUUUAAAUCGAUCAAUUUCAUAUCGUUUUAUGCAUAUGAUAACACAUGUAACUUUAUUAUUUCUUAAUGAAUUAUCUCUAUUACCAGGUUUGGAUCUUAAAAAUCCUUUACAUUUUAAAGAACAUUUUGAAAAAGAUUAUCAAUUACUUAGUCAACAAUUAAAUAAUAAUGAUCAAUGUUAUAUAUGGUUAUAUAAAAUAAUUAAUCAUAUGAUUAAUAAAGAUUUUAUUAUAAAAGGUUUUAUGAAUACAAAUGAAAAAGUUAUACAAAUAGAAAAACUUCUUGAAGAAAAACUUCUAUUUAAUCAUAUUGAAUCUAUUGCAAAUGAAAUUAAUCAAUAUAAAAUUUCAUAUAAUGAAUAUAUUGGACAACAAAAUCAAGAAAUAACAUUUGAAGAUUUUUUUGAUGAAAUUUCUCAAGAUGAAAAUAAAUAUCCUUUAUUAAAUUUUUUUAAUGUUACAAAUAUUUAUACAUCAAAUCCAAUAGAUGAAUUUCGUAUAAGACUUCAAACAAUUCCAUAUGGAGAUAAACUAUAUCCAAUAACAACAUUUUUAAUGAAACGUCUUUCAGAUUAUACUAAUAUUCAAUAUCUUUAUCCAAUUGUUGUAUUUACAAAUUAUCUUAUUGAAAAAUUUAAUCAUCGUAUUAAACGUAAUGAUGCAUCAGAAACAACAAUAUCAUAUUAUUUAACACAUGGUUCAGAUUGUGAAAUAAUAUCUCAACUUUAUAAUAACUUUAUUCAAGCUUGGUAUAAACUUAAUUUCAAUGAAUUACAAUAUGGUUGUCAACCAACUAAAUUUGAAUUAACAUUAUUAAAAGAAGAUUUUGCAACAAAUACAAAAAUUGCUAUGGUUUUAUUAAAUACAACUAAAGAUGAAAGUAGUAUUUUAUUAGCUGCAUGUUUACGAACAAUAGGUCAAUUACAAAAUGAUAUUGUUCAUUUUUUUCAUAAUAAAAUAGUUAAUGAUGCUAAUAAUAAUCGUUAUCAUCAAAAUGCUAUACCAAUACAAUCAAUUCGACCAGAACAUAUACUUCGUCUUGAUGCAGAUGUUAUUAGUACGAAAUUAAUAACUGAUGGUUUUACUAUUAAUUAUCAAUAUGGUAAAAGUCGAGAUAUUAUUUAUGAUUAUGAAGAAAUUGAAAUAACUUUAAGAAAUAUGAUUAGUUGUUUACCAUUAAUUGAUACAGAAAAAUUACGUUUUCUUAAUUAUCAAUUUGAACUUUAUAGUGAAAAUACAUCAUUAAUAAAUGAUGUUCGAACACGUAUUAAACAAGAGCCAUUAAAACAAAAUGAAAAAGUCAAAUUAAAAAAUUUAAUAAAUAGUAUGCAAAAUGAUGAUAUUCUUCAUUAUCUUGGUUCACUUGAUUAUGUAUUUACUUAUUUACGUAAUAUUGAUGAUGAAACAACAAAUGAUUCAUUAACAAUUCAAUCAUUUGCUGAAAAUUAUAUACGUUCAAGUGUUUGUCUUAAUGAUAAUGUUCUUCAGCGUCCACCAUUUGCAACAAUUAAUCUUAAAUAUAUAAUUGAUCUAUAUGAAUUAAUAGAAGAAAUUGCAUUUGAUAAAAUUUUACGUCAUUAUAUAAAACAAAAUUUAACUGAAGAAUCAUUUGCUAUUGAACAACGACAAACUUUAAUUAGGAAAUUUAGUGAUAUGACAUUUAAAAAAGAAACAAUUGCACCUUCACUUAAAAAUAUCGAUUCAUGGAUUGGUAUACUUAAACGUUUAAUGGUACGUGUUUUAUCAAAUAUUAAUGUUAGUCUUGAUGUACCUAUACAAAUUUAUCUUGAACGAACUGAUUUAUGGACAGGAAAUAUAAUUGAAUCUGAUAUACAAACAUUUGAAGUUAAUGAUGAAAUACUUCUACAACAUACUUAUAUACUUUUAAAAGGAUUAGAAUAUGAACGAGAUAAAUUAUUAUUAAAAAAUAUUAAACCAAUAGAUAUUGAAGAACAAUCAACAUUACAAAAACAAAAUGUAUUACAAAAUACCGAUACACAAUUAUUAAAAGUAAAAACUUGGCAUAAUGAUAGUAUUAGUAAUGCUAGUAUGAUGUCAAGAGUUAUUAAAAGUGAUAAAACUACAGUAAAAAAAAUGCGUGUUUAA